UACUGGCGUGUCGGUACAAUUCUCGAAAUUAAAAGAUGCGUAUGUGAUUUAUUAGUGCUGUCAAAUGUCAUUUGUCAAAGAUCAGAGCGUUGAAAAUUUUAAAAAUUCUUCCUUUCUAUAAGCAGUUCCAGAACUACUGCUUCAGUGAAAUCGGUGUUGCAUAUUUAGUAAGCUACUCUGACGACGAAGGAUGAUUUCUAACAGGAUAAAUAUUUGUAGUGCAGCACAGUCAUACAAGUAAAUUAGGUGUGUGCUGUGUAAAUGUGCUGUUCACGCGCUUAAAGCGGAUGAUGCCUGUUGUAUAGUGGUUGUGUGUAGUACGACAUGUUGCCAAAAGGUACAAAUUGUAAUUUUGAAGGUGUGCGCCUUUUUUAAACUUUUCAAAAACAACAACAACAAAAAAAAAAAUGCUUCAGCUUGUAUUCUUCGAUUUGUUCAAAUUGCCAUGAGUUGCAAGAGACCAGACAGACAUGGAAAAAGAAGUGCUAAAUGGCAGAAGCAGGCUGUUGACCAAACUAAAGGGACAAACGUAACGAUCUCUUCGCUCUUUAAAAAGCAAUUUCAGAAAAACUGCCGAGUCACGAUUAAAGAGCAACAAACAAAAUGCACUCAAGAAUACGAUAAUGAGGUAGAAUUUGUUAAGGAAGAAAUGCCCUCUCCAUACUUUAAUAAAAAGAAGAAACAGUUGUCUGCUGCUUUCAAUUCCAGUUCAGUGCCCUGUUCCAGCGCCGGUGAUGAAUGUGAUUUGGAUGAUGUGGCCAAGAGAAACCAAUGCCUUAUAAACUUUCUUUAAAGAAGAGAGAUGCAAGGAGUACAGCUACCCGUGGAAACAAUACUGAGACAUUUUUAAGUCCAAUUAAAUCAGGUAAGACUUGGACUGCUUCCAUGGCUCACAGUCUCACAGACCCCAUCGCUGAAGAAACAGCAGGAGUAAAUGCCAGCUGUGCAUCAGGCAGUGCUGAUACUUCCUGCACAUAUCUGACAGCAGAAAACCAAAGCUGCACAUCAUCCUCUCUUUUAAUGCCAUCUCAUUCAAGUUACAAUCAUAAUGAAAUCAAGGAUAAGUCUCCUGCCAACAGCUUUCAUCAAAACAGGACAAAGUCCCUCACAAAUGUUCCUCAAAACUCUAAUGAGCAUUCUAAUGAUUGUGUCUUGUAGACUUUUUAUGUAAUGUUGAUACAUUUGAGAUGCUGAGUAAUGAAAAGAACAGUGAGUCUAAACCAGCAAGAAAGUUAUCACUCAAACGUCAUUCACAAUGCGAAGUCACAGGUCCCAAUGGAAAGCGUAUUUGCAAAUUGUCAAAAAUGGUACAAGAGAGUGAUAAGCAUCAUGAAUUAGAAAGGAUUGUGGACUCAGAGAAGGGAAAUUCUGUUGAGGUCAGAACAGCUGAUGAAGCAGGUAAUGACUUUAGCCCUAAAGAAAGGAACAAUUUAGGAAUUCAGAAUUGUGUCAGGGUAGCCUCAGCUGAAAAACAGAAGAGGCAGUCUUCAGAGAAAGUAAAGAAAAAUCUCCAAAGCAUUUCAUUGAAGAGUGACAGAAGUGAUGAAGAUGACCAAUCUUUGCUUUUGGAUGCUGAUGAAGAAAGCAGAUCAUUGCAUCUUCCGUAUUAUUUGGAAAACUUUAAGAUUAUUUUACAAUCUGUUCUGACAGAUGAUGAAAAUAUACGAUUGUUUAAUGAGGAAGAUCUUCACGUUGUGUCAUCUUUUAACAAACUGUCAGAAGAAGCACAAAAAUUAUAUGUGCGCUUGUUUUCAAGAAAACUGGCUUGGUUGCCAGCAUCACGCAUCAGAUACCCAGAAAUUGCUGCGGAUUUGACUACCUGUUUUGCUGAGCUAGUCACAGCUGAACUUCUUGAUUCUGGUCAAGCCAUGACAAACCUGGAAUCAGUACUUAAAGUAAUGUCAGCUGCAGAAUUACGCAUUCUCUCUAAAACUUACCACUUAAAUCCAAGUAGUCGUCAGAAGGGACAGAUAAUGCAGGAUCUUCUGCAGAUGAGCCAAGCAAAUACAGUGGCCUCAAUGUUUGGGUGUAAAGGUCAAAGUGCUGUUUUGACUAUGAUUGCCAGAGCCAAGAAACUUCUAGGCUCUGUGUACCAUCUGCGGGAGAAACCUCGAGCUGUCUUUAUACGAGCACUGAUGCUGUUUUCAUUAGUCAGUACCUCUGGAGAUGAUGAAAGUGGAAAUGGAGGACAAAAUCAGCUAUUUCACAUGCUUCUUGUAAACAUGGGAAAACUUGUAUACCCACCGUAUACUAUCAACAGACAGACCAGCAUUUUCAAAGAAAGAGAGGAUCUCAUAAGGUUUGAGAAAGCUCUGCAGUUAGAGCAUGACCUCCUAAGGAGGACAACACAUAGUGAUUGGGCGGGAGCUUACACCAUUUAUCUCCAAGUCAAAGAACAUUAUCUUGCUCUGACAGCGGAUAUAUCCACUGUGAACUUUGACAGGAGUCUACCUGAGUUUUUGCGAUCCUUCACUGCAGGAUCUGUGCUAGUGCGACUCCUUAAUCAGGGAAUUGAGAUUUUACAGCGCCGAAAAGACUACACAGCUGCUGUCACACUAAUUCAAGAAUUACUAAGCCAGCAUAUCUAUAAUUCUCACAUGCGUGGCUACUGGUGGGACAGGCUUUCCCUUAACUUGGAUGUCCAUCUUAAGCAGCAAGAAGAGGCUUUGAAAGCAAUUCAGGAUGGCAUGGAUGACCCUUUAGUGCGCUCUGGGCACCGACUGGCGCUUUUUCUCCGUGCAGAAUCCAUCUGUAACAAACCUAACUCACCUUUUAAAAAGCGACUUGAAGAGUUCUACCAUGAACCCCUUGCUGAACUGCCAAAGAGUGUUGUGGAAGGGAAAGUCCUGCCACACACAGUUCCAGGCUUAAAAUACCAGUUUGUGACAAAUACGUCAUAUGGUGGUGGCCGUUCUGAAGAUAUUACCUUAUGCAAUGUUGAGCAGCUGGUGCUGGACCACUACAGGGUGAACGGUUUUCCAGAAGGCUUGCAUGCAGAGGGUGCAGUGGUAUCAUCUCUGUUCUGCUUUUAUUUUUGGGACAUCUUGUUUAUGGAUUUGCCUGAUGCCUUUCAUAGCCCUUAUCAGAUCACCCCAUUGGACCUCCAUACAGAUGCCUUCUACCAGCGACGCCAGUCAUUCAUAGAUGAGCGAUUAUUUCAGAUUCAAAACAGCACAACUCAGGAAUUGCACAACAUGUUGAUAAAGACGUGGGAGGAACAGCAGGGAGUUACAUGUGCUGAAAUGAAGUGGGAGAGGUUUACCAGUGUACAGCAGAUUCAGGGAUUAGUCACCUGCAUGGGAGGAAAAGUUUUGGCAGGUAUUUUAGGACGCUAUGCCCAGCAGCCCAGACACAUACGUGGUGGUUUCCCUGACUUGACUCUUUGGAAUACAGACACCCAACAGCUCAAGAUUUCAGAGGUGAAAGGUCCAGGAGAUAGGCUGUCACAUAAGCAAAUGCUGUGGCUGGAUUAUCUUGUGAAACUUGGGGUGGAUGCUGAAGUUUGCCAUGUGAAAGCUGUUUGUGCCAAGAGACUUAAACCUAAAUAGCUAUAACAGAGUGAAACAAAGUGAACACAAAUGUACCUCAGGAAUCCUCAGCCAACGAAUCAUUACAUCAAGUCUAUGGCAUAAUGCAUUUAUUAGAAUAUGUGCUGUUUGUGUGUGUGUGUGUGUGUUUAGUCCCAGGGGAAAAUAAAGAAUCAUUAAGAAUCAUAAUCAUGAAAAAAAAUCUUACUUAUGAUAGUCUAAAACAUCAAUGAGAAAGGUGGUAAAUUUUUGCAUGUGUAUCAGCCUGUCCAUAGAUGGCCAUGCACACUAAAAUUUUUCCAUAUUGCUGCAUUUUCAUUCUGAUUUAACUUGAACAGAUCUUUCCACUUAAAUUUUUGCUGUAUGAUGCUUUAUCCAAGACAAUUUAUAAUUAAAACUAUUAUUGCUUUGUGAUAUUUUGUUAACAAUUCAAGUAGAUGUAUAAACCAAUAAAUCUGUACUGUACCUCAAACAUUUUAGUGCUUUCUUGUUUGUAAAUGCAUACUUGUCUACCCAAACACAUUUCCAACAUUUCUUUUCAAAGGAAAUGUAAAUUUUUUUGUACUUUAAUCUGUUCAGAGGAACCAUCUUUCACGAUUAAAAUUGUCCUUAAAUUUUAAGCCAAUGUGUAUGUUAACACCAAAUACUUUAGGUUAGGAAAUGUGUGCAUAAAAUCAUUUAUUUUGAAUAAAUAACUUUAGUUUAAAAAAUAUGCAAAUUUUAAAUAUUGGAACCUGUAAAAUGAAGCUUAAUUGAUGAUCAAAUACAGAAACAUUCAUAGUGUAAAA
Pomacea canaliculata is the source of this 4315-nucleotide messenger RNA. RefSeq names its product fanconi-associated nuclease 1-like. The record is from RefSeq and is a predicted model, not a curated record. Lineage: Eukaryota; Metazoa; Mollusca; Gastropoda; Architaenioglossa; Ampullariidae. Gene Ontology annotation, cellular component: nucleus. Gene Ontology annotation, biological process: interstrand cross-link repair. Gene Ontology annotation, molecular function: flap-structured DNA binding; 5'-3' exonuclease activity; 5'-flap endonuclease activity. The coding region runs from base 1188 to 3548 and encodes 786 amino acids. The transcript has 14 exons.